UUGUAAACAAAUCUUCCGCCAGUUCAACCAGUGCACCACGUUUCCACUGAGGGACAAUUUUACUUUGUAUAAUUUCUCAAUUCUAGAAAAUCAAACAACAGGUUUUUUCGUGUUCAUUAAUCAUAAUAUAAAGUCUACUGACAUGAGUCGAGAUCCUCUUCACAGGAAUCAGUUUGGGGGUCGUGUUGAACCAAUYUUAUUCGAGUCUAUGAGCAGCUCAAAGAAACGGGGCUCCCAAGAACCCAAAACUAAACAUUCUAUUCAAAUGGCUAGCCGUUCAACAGCGUUAUUAUCCAAUGCCUUUAUUGAACUUUCUCAAACGAGGGAUAAUCUAGAAUGUAUCCGUGAAGAUGACGGAGGCCACGCAUCGCARCAGCCUACAACAGCAGAUUUAUUUACAGUCCCCACGAAUCGACAGAAAAGUCGAAACCAWUCGCCUGUGAGUAGCGACUCUAGGUGGGGGUUGGUAGACGACGAAAGCCAAUCUGGCCAUGAAGAUAAAAAAAUGUACAAGAAAAUAUGUGUGAUGAUCUCAGUGGUUUGUUUCAUAUCUAUUGGCGGGUUAUUGUUGACUGCUCUCAUGUUGGUUGGAUUUAUUAGUUCGCCUUCAGGAUGUACGUGUUCUACUAGUAAUCAAGUACCUCGCCAAUCAGAGCUUCAGAAACAAGUCAAAGAAAUGGAUCAGAUGGAAAGAAAUGUGUCAGAGAUAUUAAACACAAUGAGAAAACAAAACGAAGAAUUACAAAGACUGUGGAUUCUCCUCAAAAGUACAAGAGAAGAACUUCAACAMAUGAAACCGACGACUGAGACACCUGUAUCMAUGACAACAGAAGAGACAAAACCAACACAGUCCAGCAGCUUGAACACGACUAAUAUGACCAGCAGUGUCACCCCUAGCAACACACCUUUCGUUGAUCCAAUACAAAUAUCUCUGACGCAACUUUGGGAAGCUCACAAUGAGUCAGUUCAAGAGAUAACGAAACUCAAUAUUGAGGUCCGAAAUAUAAGUCUCAUCCCGGGCCCUAUAGGGCCUACUGGAAGAAAAGGUCCUAGAGGACCCCCUGGAAAACUUGGCCCGAAUGGACGCCCAGGGAAAAAUGGAGCUCGAGGACCUGUUGGACCUCAAGGACCAAUGGGCCUUCGAGGGUACAACGGUACGAGAGGCCCUACUGGCAACCAAGGCCCACCUGGUCCACAAGGACCAAAAGGAAAUCAAGGCCCAGAUGGUCCUCAAGGACCAGUGGGACCUAGGGGAUACAAUGGCUCUAGGGGCCCACCUGGACAACCAGGAGUGACUGGUCCACGAGGGAAUCCAGGAAACACCGGAUCAAGGGGACCCCAAGGACCCCAGGGAUCACAAGGACCUGCAGGACCCCAGGGACCACCUGGUGCAGGGAACUUUAGUCAGUGUGUCUACAAAAGAGCUGAUAGCAGUGGUACUGGGGCAAGCAGAACUGCACAUAAUAGUGUAUUAGUAGCUGAACCAGCU
Molecule: messenger RNA, 1489 nt
Organism: Actinia tenebrosa (Australian red waratah sea anemone)
Lineage: Eukaryota; Metazoa; Cnidaria; Anthozoa; Actiniaria; Actiniidae
Cellular component (GO): extracellular matrix
Source: RefSeq, a predicted model, not a curated record